AUGGCGCUUCUCUGCUUCGUCGUCGACGCCUCGCGCCUCCAGGGCGCUGUUCUUGGAUCGAUCCAGCAGUGCCUGUUGCGGCUUGCCAAUCUGGCGGUGUUGCGAGCACACCGGAGCGGCGCGCUGGCGGCGAUCGAGAGCAUAGGCCUGUGCGCCAUCAAAUUCGAUCCGGGGCAGAAAUCUUACAAGCUGGAGAUUGUCUUUGAGCCCCGAGCGCCUUUCAGCUACAGAGAUUUCCACUACGCUGUUGUGAAUGGUCUCACGGCUGCUUCUGCGAUGCCCCAAGAAGGAACUGGACAGGUGUCAAGCUUGUCUUCUCUACUUUCAAGUCAGUGGUCGCCAGAAACAGCAACCAAGAGAAUUGUAGUGAUCACCAAUUGUUUCUGUGAGCCCGCUGCAUCCUUUAGACAGGCAAUUCUCGAAGCAGCGGCCAGAUGCAUCAUGAUUGACUUCAUCGAGCUCGACCUCUCCGAUCAUACCAACGACCAAUGCCUGUACCCACAGCCCAAGCUCACAGGAGAAUUUCAUGUCGAUAUCACGGAGUUCGAGAACUGCACCUUUCAGAGACUGCAAUGGAAUUCAGCAAACAUGUCACGCCUCGUCAAAGAGUGGCUGCGAGAACUUGGAACCGAUGACGAAGGGUCACUCGAAGGAGUGCUUUGCUUCCAGUCACCUUUGCUCAACUCUACCAGGAAGAUUUUUUGCACGCUUUAUCCCGCCGUGUUGCGACUUCAUGACGUGAUAAAACCAUGCCAGGCCUGUCGGUGCCAUGGAUUACCGCUCGGUUCAAUCUUACACUGCAAGAGAGCGAUUUGUCCCGUCACAGGAAGUGACCUGGAUGAACAUGAUCUUGCAAGAAGCUGUCUUCAAGUUGGAGAGGACACGGUAAUGCAAAUGCCUUCGCUGGUUGCUCCUCCGGAGCCUGGUGCAGCUGCUUACUUCCACGUAAUUGGCUCCGUCUAUCUAGCGCUGCUUAGUGAAAGUGUGCUAUUUGGCAUGCCGUACGUGCUGGUUUCUUCUUCGGAGGCCGACAUUGAACUAAAUCCUGGAGGGGCUGAUUCAACAAACAAUGAUCACGUCUUCGCAGCUCUUUGCCAAGAGUUGCACUCUAAGGACACGGGCCUUCUCUGUAAGUCCGACACCGACAUUGAAACUGGAUGUCCUACUUCGUUCGUCUGUUUCUACAUUCUGUUGCCGUCACAAAAUGGCUCUCUCCUGGCCAAGAGAAUUGCCACGUCUGAGGAGCUGCUGCCUUUUCCUCCAGCCAUGCGCACCGCAACAAGCGUGCCUGACGAUGUGAGGGACAUGGUCAGCUUGUCUUUAUCCAAGAUGGAAGCGCAAUCAUACGAUCCAUUGCAGCAUGAACGAGGCUGCGACUCGAAGCUUCGCAACGUUGUAAGCGAAAGCUUGCAGUUUCGUUCGUCAGCUCCGGAAGAGAUGAGCCUCAGACCAAAUAAGCAGUUUGUAACGGCAACCGCGGUUCUGGCUCAGAGCGCUGAGCAACCAGUUGGAAGGCUUCGGAAGAAUCUUCAUAACGUUCUUCCUAGGCAGCAAAAUUCAACAACACAAAAGCCAUCAUUGCCGCUCAACGCCUCACAAGUUUCCAAAGGAAGGUCGAGGAAGACGAAGUCGUGACAAUGCAAGCGUCUAACAAGGUCAACGUGAAUAAAACCAGCGUUUUAACUGCAAGAGCUAAGAGUUCCGCGGGCAUACAGUGGCCGCCGUUAAGAGAUUCCGACAAUGCCUGAUUCACU
Selaginella moellendorffii is the source of this 1754-nucleotide messenger RNA. RefSeq lists its product as uncharacterized. The coding region runs from base 1 to 1635 and encodes 544 amino acids. The record is from RefSeq and is a predicted model, not a curated record. Lineage: Eukaryota; Viridiplantae; Streptophyta; Lycopodiopsida; Selaginellales; Selaginellaceae. The transcript has 13 exons.